AUGUCUCUGGUUGUCAAAUUCCUACAAAAAAGGUAGGAAAGCAGUUUUCUAAAUAAAAAUAACCUGAAUCAUCAUAGGAAAUAAUUUAAUACCUGAAUUUAAUACUGUACAGAGUUACAAAAAGUUUCAAACGGGCGAUAAGAUUUACCUUCCAUCUUCCCAUCAUUUUUACAGCGACAGUGAUUAAAAUUGAGGCAUAAUGUCUGAAUCGACAGUAGCUACUGGUGGUUCUACAGUCAGUGUGGAGGAGCAGCGUUCGCUUGGCACGGCUGCAGGCUCUGUUGGGGAUGAGAAAAUAUACGGAGGCUGUGAGGGUCCGGAUGCGAUGUACGUAAAGCUGGUCUCCUCAGACGGACAUGAGUUCAUAGUGAAGAGGGAGCAUGCACUCACCUCCGGGACUAUCAAAGCCAUGCUGAGUGGACCGGGUCAGUUUGCGGAGAAUGAAGCUAACGAAGUUAAUUUCAGAGAAAUACCGUCCCACGUACUUCAAAAGGUAUGUAUGUACUUCACAUACAAGGUGCGCUAUACAAACUCCUCUACCGAGAUCCCAGAGUUCCCCAUCGCUCCGGAGAUAGCUCUGGAACUCCUGAUGGCCGCCAACUUCCUUGACUGCUGAAGAUUUCAACAUUUAGGGCAUUAUAAUGUUUUUAUCGCGACAAUUCUAAAAAGCAAAAUAAUUUUCAAUAUGCAUUACUUUAAUUGCUUCAUAAUUCACAAUAAAUUUUGUCACUUGAUUACUAGUAUAAAGUUCUGGUAGUUGUAAAAUAUUUUAUGAAUAAGAUUUAAUUUUGGUACCUAUUGCUAUUAUGUUGGUAUAUUACUAAAAGUGUUUUUAUUGAUUGAUGAUUUAGAAUGCCGGUCAGUGUGAACGGGCCCUUAGAUUUUUUCAGUUAAUACAGUUGUAAGUCUCAUGUUAAAUGAAUUAUAAAUGUUUUUAUAAAAGAAACAAGUUGACCGUCUUAAUAGUCGUUAUGCUUUUAUCAAUUUUUAAGUUAGUUUAAUUUUUGGAUAAUCGGUUUUUUUAUAUCAUCUGUCAAAAACGUGCGAAAGCAUUUUAAA
Molecule: messenger RNA, 1059 nt
Organism: Papilio polytes (common Mormon)
Lineage: Eukaryota; Metazoa; Arthropoda; Insecta; Lepidoptera; Papilionidae
Gene: EloC
Product: transcription elongation factor B polypeptide 1
Exons: 4
Coding region: 200-616 (138 amino acids)
Biological process (GO): ubiquitin-dependent protein catabolic process
Cellular component (GO): elongin complex
Molecular function (GO): protein-macromolecule adaptor activity
Source: RefSeq, a predicted model, not a curated record